AAAUUGUUUUACUGAGUUGUACUCACAACUAUCAUUUUGACUGAAACUGAAUUCAUUGGAAUAAAUAAAAGAUUCUGAAUAUAUUUUAGUCAUUUUAUUUUAUACAUAUUUUAGAGUUUUAUAAUUAGUUACGGGGCAGUCGCCGGAGCAGUUAAUUUCCAAAAUGGCGAAGUUUCCAUCUGUAAAUGAGAUAGUGGGAGAUCAUCUAAAUACCUACGAUUCAUUUUUCAGUGAGGCAGACGUGAAUAAAACAGGUUGUGUUGGUGCGGUUGAUGCAGCAAACUAUUUACGAAAGUCAGGGUUACCACAAAAUAUACUUUCAAAGAUCUGGGAUUUAUCAGAUCCUCACGGAAAAGGAUUCUUAGAUAAGCAUCGCUUCUGUGUAGCUUUAAAAUUCAUGGCUUUACACCAAAGUGGAUUUGACUUAAGUAUGGCUAAUUUAUCUAGAAGAACACCUGCCCCUACAUUUACUGAUAGUCCACAUAGUAGUCCAGCAAAGAGUAUGUCUCCCGCAUAUGAUUGGGAAAUAAAACCAUCGGAAAGAAAUAAAUAUAAUGCAGUUUUCGAUACGUUACAACCUAUAAAUGGACUGUUAUCUGGCGAUAAAGUUCGACCGGCUUUCAUGAAUUCUAAAUUAAAUGUGGAGGUUUUGGGCAAAAUUUGGGACCUAAGUGACAUUGACAAGGAUGGUUUUUUAGAUAGAGAUGAAUUCUGUCUUGCAAUGCAUCUCAUUUAUCGAACUCUUGAAAAUGAUCCGCUUCCAAAUAAUCUGCCUUCGACAUUAAUACCUCCAAGCAAACGUCGACGGGCGCCCUCUCUCUCUGGUGCUGUUCCAGUAUUACCUAAUGUUGAUUCUGGUCGGAGCAGUCCAGCGACACCUCUCAGUGGAUCGAUGGUAGAUAUUCACGUUGACGAGAAAGCUAGAUACGAAAUGAAGUUUAAGCAAAUUGAUACAAAUCAAGAUGGUUUAGUAAAUGGUGCAGAAGUAAAGGAUAUAUUUAUGCAAAGCGGUCUUCAUCAAUCUGUUUUAGCCCAUAUAUGGAAUUUAUGUGAUUCAAAGGGUACUGGUCAAUUAACUUGCGAACAAUUUAUGCUAGCGUUACAUUUCAUUGAGAAAAAGACCCAACACGACAUCGAACCUCCAACUGUUUUAAGUCAAGAUAUGAUACCUCCUUCAAUGAGGGUUGCUUCGUCUACCAAUUCAUUAAACGAACUGGACUCUUUAACUCAGGAAAUUACUAUAUUGAAAAGGGAAAAAUUAAAGUUAGAACAGGAACGAACUCAGAAAGAAGCUGAUGUAAGAAUUCGAAAUGGCGAAGUAACAGUUGCCGUAAAAGAGUUGGAAGCCAUUAGUGCUACACUACAUCAAUUGGAACGCCAGAAAGGAGAAGCUCAAAAAAUGCUAGACGAAUUAGAUGAUAAACGCUCAAAGCUGAACGAUAGUGUAAAUGAGGCAAAGGCUCAAUGUGAAGCCGAACAAAGGGAAAUUGACAAUCUUAAUUCUAAAUUGAACAGUAGUGAACUCAUGGAUCAAGAAAAAGAGUUGAAUGACCUGAAAAGAAAAUUAGAUUCAUUAAAUUCUGAAGAGAAAGAUCUUCAUUUCCGAAUAAACUCUGAACAAAGGAGACUUGAGGAAUUAAAACAAACUUUUACUAGUACAACUUCAAAAAUAGAACAGGCGGAAGAAACGAAGAAAACGCUAGAAAAUAUUCACAAAAUGGCAGAAGAGAGCGUAGAACAAUAUAAAAAAUUGUUAAGCGGAGAAAAUGGCAUUAAAAUUCCAGAAGCAAUCGACUGGAGCAUCGGGCAAGAAGUUCAGACAAAUAACCAAAAUAAUUUUGCUUCAAGCAAUAAUUCUACUGUUUUUCCAACGUCAUUUUCAACUAAGAGCGAGACAACUUCUCUUUUUAAAGAGGAUCCUUUUAAAGGAACUGAUCCUUUUGCUACAUCAGAUCCGUUCAAGAAUGAAGAUCCCUUCAAAAAUGAUACUGGUAAAACUGAAGAUCCAUUUUACGAAGCCGAUCCCUUUGGUGGAAAUGACCCCUUUAAGUCCGAAGUUUUGGGAUCGUCCAAUACCUCAUCCAACAUGCAGAACGGCACGUUCAGUUCAGGUUCAACAGCUUUUGGAAAUGGUAUGGCGGCUACGAGCACACCAUCUAAUACUAUUCACACUGCGAAUAAUCGUACUGUUCCAUCAAGUCUGAUUAAUUCUAAUGCGCUUUAUGACCAAGAUGAUCUUUUCGACAAGGCUUUUGAUUCUGCAAAAACCUCUAAACCAGUCAAUUCUUCAUACGACCCAUUCGACCCUUUUGGCGAAGCAGCUGCAAAUAUAACAUCUCCUGUUAAUCAAGACGAUCCAUUCGGACAGGAUCCUUUCAAGCCGAAAGCAGUAAAGAAGAAAGCCCCCCCAGUCUCUACAUCCAACAGUAAUACCCCUCCUCCAAGACCAGCCUUUCCUCCCGCUACAAAAUCUGUAAGCCCUGCAUUUCGGGAUGCUUUUGGAGGGGCAGAUCCGUUUGCAAGUAUGCCGACAGAUAAGAACAACGAGGUCACUGGAUUCGCCGAUUUUAGCAAUCAGAAUUCAUUUUCACCAUCAUUCACAUAUCCUGCAAAAUUGGCUUUUACUAACGAUGAUAACCAAAUGGCAUGGGCGAAGAAGGAAAGUGAACAAAGCGAAUCGGAGAGGAUACGAAGACUUGCUGAGCAAGAAAAAGCUGAUUUAGAAUUAGCUAUUGCUUUAUCAAGAUCUGAUAUGGGUACCUCCGAUGCCUAA
Molecule: messenger RNA, 2773 nt
Organism: Dimorphilus gyrociliatus
Lineage: Eukaryota; Metazoa; Annelida; Polychaeta; Dinophilidae
Source: the annotation of a GenBank genome assembly